AUGAAUUGUUAUUGGUGUACUCUGUAUGUUUUGAUACAGCUGAGUAUGGUGUUAUUAGUAUUUUCUGAAAAUUACUAUUCCAUAAAUGCUCCGGGUGUUAUAAAAUCAAAUCGUAAAUAUUCAGUUGUUGUUAGUCUUCAUGAGGCCAGUGAAACCUGUUCGAUACGUGUUGGCCUUGAGGGACCCAAUUUUAAUGAGUUCAAAGAUGUCAGUCUACAACCAUUUGAAUCAAAAGUAAUAGAUUUUUUACCCCAAAAAUUAAGCAAAGCUGUUUACAAAUUAAGUACCGAAGGUUUGACGGGUUUGAUUUUUAAAAAUCAGAGCAUUGUACACGUGCAAUCAGAUUAUGGUCCAAAGAUAUACAUUCAAACCGAUAAGACUGUCUAUAAACCACAAGAUGUAGUUAAAUUGCGUGUUGUUAUAUUGGAUGAACAUAUGAGACCAUUAAAUAUAACAGAACCUGUUACAGUGGAGAUAUUGGAUAAUGACAAUAAUCGUGUAAAACUCUUUAGUGAUAUCUCUCUCAGAAAUGGAGUGUUCACAGAUCAAUUUCUAUUGUCCAAAUAUCCUGUUUUAGGAAUUUGGAAAAUUUAUGUAAAUUUAGGUGGAAAAUAUGAAUACUCCAAGUCAAAAACCAUUAAGGUAUUCAACUAUAUUCUACCGAAAUUUAGUGUUUAUUUAAAAACACCUACAGAAGUUAUAUUAUCGGAUGGUUAUAUAAAGGUUGUUGUCUAUGGGAAGUAUACAUUUGAUAAGUAUGUGGAAGGUAAUGCAACGGUUGAACUAUGGAAUCAGUAUACAUACGAGCUAAUACAAACGAAACAAGUUGACAUCGAAACUAUUGCAUUUGUCGAGUUUAAUCUUAAAAACUUAAGCAAUUUAAAUGAUAUACAUGAAUUAAGUGUAAAAGCCAAAAUAACCGAAAAACACACGGGUAAAACUGUAGAAGAAGAAAAAAUUAUAAACUUUCACAAGCAACGUUAUAAUUUAGAAAUUUUGGAAGAUGAAAUAGAAUUUGAAAAUAAUAAACCAUAUCUACUGAAAUUAAAGGUAAAACAUUGGACUGGUGCUCCCGUAUUGGAUCAUAAAACAGCAGUCACCAUGGAACAUGGCAGCAAAGUGUAUGAAGCCUUUUUGGACAAUAUGGGUUUAGCAACAUUCGAAUUCGAACAUGAUGCAAAUUCAAGUUAUAAAUUUCAAUAUAAAGAUUCCUUAGGAAUGCUGGCGAAUAUUUACACAAAUGAUAACUUAAUGUUAAAUAAUCGGGAAUACUAUUGCCGUCUGAGAUUAGUAGAUAAAAAAUUACAUCUUCAAAAACCGGUACUUAUUGAGGUUAGUUCUAUUCUCCAUAUUCCUUAUUUAAUGUACACGAUAAUGGGUCAUGCCAGUCUCAUACGUGCAGAAUAUAUCAAAGUACCGCCAAAUCAAAAAUCGCACAUAAUAACCAUAACACCUACAAUUGAAAUGAUACCUAGGUCCUUUAUUUAUGUGUAUUAUGUACACAAAGGAAAUUUACGUUAUGAGGAAAUGCGUUUAGAUUUUCCCAUAGAAUUUGGAAAUCAGAUCUCACUUUCAGCGCCCAAACAAGUGAGACCUGGUGAAGAUGUCACCAUAACUGUCAGUGCUCAGCCCAAGUCAUAUGUUUGUAUAUUGGCCGUAGAUUUGGGUGUAUAUUUAAUGGAUAAUAGCUACGAUUUGAAUAAGAAUGAUAUAUUACAAGAUAUGUAUGAAGAAGUUUCGUAUACAAGUAUAGCUGCAACUAUAUAUCCUGGCAUACAAUCGGGUCUUUUAACGUUAACUAAUGCCAAUUAUAUAUUUGCAAACAAUUUUCCUGCUCGAGAGCCAAUUGAACCACCAUUAUACCAUGUUCGUAAAAAUUUUUUGGAAACUUGGAUAUUUGAUAACUUUGAAAUAAAUGAAACUGAAACCAAAUUAACACUACCAAUACCCGAUGCUAUAACUACUUGGCGUAUAACUGCAUUUUCAAAUAAUAAUGAGACAGGAUUCGAUAUAGUAAAUAGUCCUACCGAUAUCAUUACAAUACAACAAUUUUUUAUAUCAACAAAUCUGCCAUACUCAGUUAAACGCGGUGAAAUUGUCACAAUACCCAUAACAAUAUUCAAUUAUUCUAAUCAGACCCUAGAAACUGAAGUAGUACUACAUAAUAACAAUCAAGAAUUCUAUUUUAUGGAUUCUAAAACAGAGGGUGUAAUACAUUCAAAUUAUGUGCAGCAACAAAUAAAACAGAUUAGUAUAACAUCGGAAAAAGCCCAAACAGUGAAAUUUCUUAUAUAUCCCCUUAAAGUAGGUGAUAUAAAUUUGAAUAUCACUGCCUCUAGCUCUUCGUAUAGUGAUGCUGUUUUGCAGAAACUUAAAGUUGAACCAGAAGGUGUACCUAAACAAGAAAGUCAGUCUCUUUACAUAAGUAUUCCCCUAGGCGAAAAUAUAACCUCAACAUUUAGCAUUGAAGAACCCGAUGAUAGUGUAACCGAUUCUGACUAUAUAACCUUUUCGGUAGGUGGUCAUUAUUUAGUACCAACAGUGGAGAAUUUUGAUGAUCUAAUACAAAUGCCCACUGGUUGUGGUGAACAAAAUAUGGUGAAUUUUGCUCCCAGUGUAUUAAUAUUGCAAUAUCUUAAAGCAAAUGAAAAUAUGUCUCAAGAGAAGAGUUUGGUAGAAAGUUUACGUUCUGCUAUCGAAGUUAGCUACCAACAACAACUAUCAUUUCGUCAUGAAAAUGGUGGUUAUAGUGUUUUUGGCAUGGGAAUCGAUGAUGAGCCCAGCACUUGGCUAACUGCCUACGUGGUGCGUUACUUUAUAAAAGCUUCACUUUUUGUAGAUAUAGAGGAGUUUAUAAUUGAAUCUGCUCUGGUAUAUUUGGCUCGUCAGCAAAAGAAAAAUGGGGAAUUUACUUUAACAGGUUAUUUAAUAAAUCCAAAUCAUAAAAAUACAUAUGGACAGACAGCUUUCAUAUUGUUGGCAUUUUUAGAAAAUGAAAAAUACGCCAAUAAAUAUCAAAGAUUCAUACAAAAUGGAAUAGAAUUUCUAAAUUCAAAUUUAGCAAAUAUCAAAGAUAUCUACGCAUUAUCAUUGACAGCAACUGCAAUGAAGCGAGCUAAACAUAUGAAUGCCAAUACUCUGAUAAAUCAGUUAAAGUCCCAAGUUAUAGAUAAGAAUGGUUUGAAAUGGUGGUCAGAAAAUGAUCAAAAUGUAGCGAAUGAUAUAGAAGUUACAUCAUACUCCGCAAUGGCUCUGCUUGAUACACCUGGCGAUCACACUUCAAUCUUAAAAUGGCUAAUUGAACAGCGUAAUGUAAAGGGUGGUUUUAAGUCAUCCUCUGAUACGGUAGUGGGAAUGGAAGCUUUGGUAAAAUUUUCGGAAAUUUAUAAAAAUAUUAAAAAUGCAAAUUUAAAAAUUUCCUACAUGGCCAAAGAUGGGCAAGGCAAUAAAGUGGCAAGCGAUGAAUUCUCUGUGAACCCAAACAAUUUUCUAGAUAUGCAAAAACAUGAGUUACCAAAAACCACAAGACACAUUACUUUCGAAAUGAAGGGAAAUGGUGCCUCUUUAGUACAACUCAGUCAUCAGUAUAACAUUGCAAAUGUGGAGGGAGUUCAUCUUUUCAAUAUUCAACCCAAAAUUAUGAUUAAAAAUGCCAAAGAAAUCAUUUUGGAAGUAUGUUUCACUUAUCAAAUGGAUUUUCUAUCACUUGGCGAUAUCACAAAUAUGAUUAUAAUGGAAGCAAAUUUACCCUCUGGCUUCAGAUUUGCAAAAGACAAUACGCUUUUGGACCAAAACAAACUUCUAAAGAAAAUUGAAUAUAAAAAUUCAGAAUCUACGAUAAUUUUAUAUUUGGAUAAGUUGGAGGCGAAUAGUAAUCAUUGUUUAGAGUUACCAGCCGAUAAAACAAAUGAGGUUUUAAUGUUAAAGCCGGCUGCCAUUAAAAUGUACGAUUAUUACAACUUGAGUCGUUCAAAUAUAGAAUUUUAUAGUUUUUAA
Messenger RNA from Lucilia cuprina (Australian sheep blowfly), 3996 nucleotides. Its product is annotated as CD109 antigen-like. The record is from RefSeq and is a predicted model, not a curated record. Gene Ontology annotation, molecular function: endopeptidase inhibitor activity. NCBI's taxonomy places the organism in Eukaryota, Metazoa, Arthropoda, Insecta, Diptera, Calliphoridae. Bases 1 to 3996 code for a protein of 1331 amino acids. Gene Ontology annotation, cellular component: extracellular region. The transcript is spliced from 9 exons.